Messenger RNA from Naumovozyma dairenensis CBS 421, 1770 nucleotides. RefSeq names its product Nba1p (gene NBA1). The transcript has a single exon. The record is from RefSeq and is a predicted model, not a curated record. NCBI's taxonomy places the organism in Eukaryota, Fungi, Ascomycota, Saccharomycetes, Saccharomycetales, Saccharomycetaceae. Bases 1 to 1770 code for a protein of 589 amino acids.
AUGUCUCUGGAAGCUUAUGAAUCACCUUCAAAAGUAUCUGUGAAUACUCAAAGAUUAUCUGAUAUGAUAGACUCUUUACAUAACGAACAAAGUGAAGCAGAUCUUUUUAAAUUUAUCAAGACCGUCAUCCCAAUCGCCAGAACGACGUCGCCGGCAGACACACAUACCCCUCCGCCUACUGCCUCAUCUCAAUUAGAAGCCCAAAAAGAACCAACUUUAAUCUCACCUUCUAAACCACCGUCCGGUGGUUUAUUAAGAUCACCAGCAGGGAAUGUUUCUAUUGCAUCAAUGGAUAAUAGAUCCAGUAUGAUCUCUAAUUAUUCAGGUGUCUUACAAGAAGGUGUCGAGAUCUCCUACGUAGUGCAAAAUCAAAGUCCAACAAAAGUGAGAAGACAUGAACCCAGAAUCCCAGAACUACCUACAUUACCAUCAGAAGAAGAUAUGUCGUCAGUCAUACAACAAGAACAACAGCCUCCAAUAAACCGCUCUACCACAGAUAUCACUAUCAGUGCUGUAUCUAAUGCAAAACCAGUUAGAAGAUUUGAUUCUAAAAGUUCAAUGAAGACUAUAUCAAGAGAACCAUCGGUGAAAAGAAAUGACACUUUGAAAUUAUUAGGUAGUCCAAAACGUGGAUUUCCAUCAAUAGAUUCCGGUAAUUUAGCUAGUGAAAGUGGAACUUCCUCAUAUUAUCCGACCACAGCAAAACAGCAGGGGUCUCCCACCGUACAACAGAAGGAGCAUGUAAUUAUUAUUGAUGACGAUGAAGAGCAAGAAGAGGAAGAAAAUGACAAUGAAGAUUCGCGUACUGCAAGUACGAAUGAUCAUGUUUCAAUGGUCUCCAGUAUCAUUCCACCAUUAUCAACAACAAUAACUACUAAUGAUGAAGGCAUGUUGCCCUUGAGAUCGGAAAUUAAUGAAUAUAAUCCUGCUGUCCCGCCAAGGAGUAAAGAUAGACCACGUUCAAGGUUAUUUGUGAGAGAUGAAAUGGAUGAUUCAGAAGAAGAAGAUAUACUUGAUGAGGAAAAUCUGGCGAAGGAAAGACAAAGUAUAUCAAACCCACCUAACCUUCUUCAUACCACCAAUAAUAUACAUGAAGAAGACAGUAUUAUAGGAACAACAACGCCAUCUAGAUAUUCAGAGAGUUUCUACUCUGCGGCAAGUUUUCCCGAUACUGAUAAAGUAAAUGAAUAUAAAGUCGAUGACAGCAAUAACGACCAAGAAGACGAUGUAAUACACUAUGAUGAAACUUAUCUAAGCAGGCCCUUGCCUAACGUGCCUCAACCACAACGUGAUGAAACUAUUAAAGUAAAUUAUACACCGCAUACACCUGGGCCCCAAAAUGUAAAUACCAACGUCAACACUGCCGUCGAAGAUGCUGCUACUGCUGAUGAUGAUGAUGAUGAUGACGAUCAAUAUGAAGAUAUUGACGAGACCGUAAAACAAGGAAUUAGACAAGAACAAAGGAUACCUAAGGUCAUCCCACGAACAAAACCACCCAAGAAGAAUAAGAAUAAGAAGAAAAAGCAACACAAAAAUGAUUUGAGUGGGUUCGACAUCGAUACUUUGAAUCAACUUUUGAACGUAACAAAAGGAACAUUAAUCGGUUCUGAGUUCAAUAAUUUAGGGAUGAAAAUUGAAGAGAAAAGAGCCUUAGAAAGAUUAGUUGAUUCAUUGUCAAGAUUAACGGCAGACAUGGUUUUAGAUCCUGAUCGUUUCGAAGAGGGUUUGAAAAGAUUAGAAAAGGCUACAAAGGCACUGGACGGUUUCUAA